Messenger RNA from Adineta ricciae, 531 nucleotides. The record is from the annotation of a GenBank genome assembly. NCBI's taxonomy places the organism in Eukaryota, Metazoa, Rotifera, Eurotatoria, Adinetida, Adinetidae.
AUGAAACGAUUGCAGCUGAAUGUAUUAGGUCUGUUCGAAGUUAGAUGGACAGGAGCUGCAUCCUUCGCAACAGGUGACUAUACCUUAGUCUACUCUGGAGGAGAUCAACAUGAGAGAGGAGUAGGCAUGCUUUUGGACAAACAAACAUCUAAAAGCAUAAAAGGCUACUGGGCGGUCUCGGACAGAGUACUUCUUAUAAAGCUCUACGGUAGACCUUUCAAUAUUUCCAUCAUUCCAGCAUAUGCGCCAACAUCUACUUAUGAUGACGAUGCAAUCACGGAUUUCUAUGAAGACUUAGACAAAGCAUACAAACAAUGUAACUCUAAUGGGAUCGUCUAUGUGAUGGGUGACUUCAAUACGAAAGUGGGAAACGGAAGAAUUGGCAACACAGUAGGACCUUUUGGUCUAGGAGCCAAAAAUAAGAGAGGUGAUAAUCACAUAAUCUCGUCAUCAUUAAUACAUGGUUCAAGAACCUCCCACGUAGAUUAUGGACAUGGAAAAGCCCUGGAGACCGUACGAGAAAUCAAAUAG